Messenger RNA from Phragmites australis (common reed), 1943 nucleotides. Its product is annotated as 3-ketoacyl-CoA synthase 12-like. Lineage: Eukaryota; Viridiplantae; Streptophyta; Magnoliopsida; Poales; Poaceae. The record is from RefSeq and is a predicted model, not a curated record. Gene Ontology annotation, biological process: fatty acid biosynthetic process. Gene Ontology annotation, cellular component: membrane. The transcript has a single exon. Gene Ontology annotation, molecular function: acyltransferase activity, transferring groups other than amino-acyl groups. The coding region runs from base 187 to 1566 and encodes 459 amino acids.
CCCAAACACCCUGCCAGGCACCAACCACAACGUACCCACGGCCUGGCUCAUUGCCUCACGCUCCACAUCUAUAUAAGGCCACACAUUUCCUGCAAAGCUAGCUGACCGAGCCACCAGCUUGCUAUCUAGUGUGUGCUUCAGUUCAUUUGUCACUUGUUCCCAUCCAAACGAUAGCUAGAUAGAUCCAUGGAGCUGCUCGCCCUGCUCACCUUGCUGCUGCUGGCGCACACGGCGGCUUACCUGGCGUGGCGAGCCGUGUCGCGCCGCCGCCGCGCGCGAUGCUACCUGCUGGACUACGCCUGCCACAGACCCUCCGACGACCGCAAGGUCACCACCGAGAUGGCCGGCGCCGUCAUCGAGCGUAACAAGCGCCUCGGCCUCUCCGAGUACCGCUUCCUCCUCAAGGUCAUCGUCAACUCCGGCAUCGGCGAGCACACCUACUGCCCGCGCAACGUCAUCGAAGGACGCGAGGAGAGCCCCACCCACGGCGACGCGCUCGAGGAGAUGGACGACUUCUUCGGCGACGCCGUCGCGGCGGUACUCGCCAGGACGGGCGUCGCCCCGCGCGACGUCGACCUGAUCAUCCUCAACGUUGGAUCAUUCUCGCCGGCUCCCUCGCUCGUCUCCAGGAUCGUGCGCCGCUUCGACAUGCGGGAGGACGUCAUGGCAUACAACCUCUCCGGGAUGGGCUGCAGCGCGGGGCUCAUCGCGGUCGACCUCGCUCGGAACGUCAUGCUCACGCGACCGCGCACCAUGGCGCUCGUCGUCACCUCUGAGUCGUGCGCGCCCAACUGGUACACGGGCACCGACAAGUCCAUGAUGCUCGGGAACUGCCUCUUCCGCAGCGGCGGCGCCGCCGCGCUGAUCACCAACGACCCGGCGUUCCGGGGCCGCGCCAAGAUGGAGCUGCGCUGCCUGGUGCGCGCCAACAUCGGCGCGCACGACGACGCGCACGCGGCCGCCGUGCACCGCGAGGACGCCGACGGCCGCCUCGGCGUCAGCCUCAGCAAGGCUCUCCCCAAGGCCGCCUUGCGCGCCUUCACCGAGAACCUCCAGCGCCUGGCCCCGCGCAUCCUCCCCGCCGGCGAGCUCGCGCGGUUCGCGGCCCGCCUCCUCCUCCGCAAGCUCCUCCGCCGCAAGGUGAAAGGCGAGGGCCCCAAGAUCAACUUCAAGACCGGCGUGGACCACUUCUGCCUCCACCCCGGCGGGACGGCGGUGAUCGAGGCGGUGAGGAAGAGCCUGGGGCUGAGCGGCCACGACGUGGAGCCGGCGAGGAUGACGCUGCACCGGUGGGGCAACACGUCGGCGAGCAGCCUCUGGUACGUGCUGUCGUACAUGGAGGCGAAGCGGAGGCUGAAGCGCGGGGACAGGGUGCUCAUGGUGACCUUCGGGUCCGGGUUCAAGUGCAACAGCUGCUACUGGGAGGUGAGCAGGGACCUCGCUGACGCCGGCGCCUGGGAGGACUGCAUCGACGAGUACCCGCCGGAGACCCUGGUCAACCCCUACAUGGACAAGUUCGGCUGGGUCAACGACGUCCAGGGGCAGGGAGGUGGCUUCGUGUUCUAAUCAACCACGCGCGCUAAUUAAUCCAUGCAUUAUUGCGUACGUAAUUAAAUUUUAAUUUCUUAUCUUAUCGUUUUGGGACAGGCAAAACUAAGAUUAUUGGUUAAUUAUUAAUCGGACGACCGAUCAAGAGAAGGCGUGUACGUAUACGAAUACACAUUAAUGGGGGUAUACAUGUAUACUUGUAAAAUGUUCAGGUCGCAUGUGUACGUAUGUGUUCUAGCUUGUAAACCUGUUCUUUUGCAUGCAUGCCCUGCAAGAAGGAAUUAAUUUACGUACAGCAGGGUGUGCAUGAAAAGAAACAAGAGGUUGCAGGGAGCACUUGUCUGUAUGUGUAGAUGCGGAUUUUAAUAUUUACAGGAACAUAAGUACUUGAUUAA